CAACCACUCUUUCUUCCACACACUUCUUCUUCUUCUUCUUCAUCUCUCUCUCUCUCUCUCUCUGAAAAUGGAUCCAGUAAACGACUGGGGCAACACCCCCCUGAACGCCGUGGACCCAGAGAUCCACGACCUGAUCGAGAAGGAGAAGCGUCGCCAAUGCCGCGGCAUCGAGCUGAUCGCGUCGGAGAAUUUCACCUCCUUCGCCGUCAUCGAGGCACUCGGCAGCGCCCUCACCAACAAAUACUCCGAAGGAAUGCCCGGCAACCGCUACUACGGCGGCAACGAGUUCAUCGACGAGAUCGAGAAUCUCUGCCGCGCACGCGCCCUCAAGGCGUUUCACCUCGACGCGUCUCAAUGGGGCGUCAAUGUCCAACCCUACUCCGGCUCCCCCGCCAACUUCGCCGCCUACACCGCCGUCCUCAACCCCCACGACCGCAUCAUGGGCCUUGACCUCCCCUCCGGCGGUCACUUGACCCAUGGAUACUACACCUCCGGCGGCAAGAAGAUCUCGGCCACGUCGAUCUACUUCGAGUCUCUUCCCUACAAGGUGAACAACACAACUGGUUACAUUGAUUACGAUAAGCUGGAGGAGAAGGCCUUGGAUUUCAGGCCGAGGUUGAUCAUCUGCGGUGGGAGUGCUUAUCCUAGGGACUGGGACUACGCCAGGUUCAGGUCUGUGGCUGAUAAGUGCGGUGCGCUUUUGCUUUGCGACAUGGCUCACAUCAGUGGCCUUGUUUGUGCUCAGGAAGCUGCAAAUCCAUUUGAGUUCUGUGACAUUGUCACAACCACAACCCACAAGAGCUUGAGGGGACCUAGGGCUGGUAUGAUCUUUUACAGGAAGGGGCCUAAGCCACCGAAGAAGGGCCAGCCAGAGGGUGCAGAAUAUGAUUUUGAAGACAAGAUCAACUUUUCUGUUUUCCCCUCACUUCAGGGUGGUCCUCAUAAUCACCAGAUUGGUGCUCUCGCUGUUGCUCUCAAGCAGGCCAUGACACCUGGGUUCAAAGCCUAUGCAAAACAAGUCAAGGCCAAUGCUGUUGCCCUUGGAAAGUAUCUGAUGAGCAAGGAUUACAAGCUUGUCACAGGAGGAACCGAGAACCACCUUGUUCUGUGGGAUCUCAGGCCUCUUGGGUUGACUGGCAACAAGGUUGAGAAGCUUUGUGACCUAGCAAACAUUACUGUCAACAAGAAUGCUGUUUUUGGUGACAGCAGUGCCUUGGCUCCUGGAGGAGUAAGAAUUGGUACUCCAGCCAUGACUUCAAGAGGUUUGCUUGAGAAGGACUUUGAGAAGAUUGGUGAGUUUCUUCAUAGGGCUGUGACCCUCACAUUGAAGAUCCAGAAGGAAUAUGGAAAGCUACUGAAAGACUUCAACAAGGGGUUGGUGAACAACAAGGAAAUUGAAGAACUCAAGGCUGAUGUUGAAAAGUUCUCCUCCUUAUUUGACAUGCCUGGUUUCGUGAUGUCUGAAAUGAAGUACAAGGAUUGAUUAGGUUAAUCAAGAAUCCAAUAUUUUCAAUAUUGUGAUAAAUAUAUCGAGCCCUUGGAAUCAAGGCACCUCACAAUAUAUUUACUGUCGGAAAAGGGAAAAAGAAAAAGCUUCGUCUUGCUUUGUUGUUUUCAGAUGUUUGUUUUGGUUCCCAUUUUCCAUUCUCCUUUGUAUUUGACAUGUUGCUCCCACAAAUAAACCAAGAAUAUUAUUGUUUUUUGAAUU
Messenger RNA from Fragaria vesca subsp. vesca, 1708 nucleotides. RefSeq names its product serine hydroxymethyltransferase 1-like. NCBI's taxonomy places the organism in Eukaryota, Viridiplantae, Streptophyta, Magnoliopsida, Rosales, Rosaceae. Gene Ontology annotation, molecular function: zinc ion binding; pyridoxal phosphate binding; serine binding. Gene Ontology annotation, cellular component: cytoplasm. The transcript has 4 exons. Gene Ontology annotation, biological process: folic acid metabolic process; L-serine catabolic process; tetrahydrofolate interconversion. Bases 68 to 1483 code for a protein of 471 amino acids. The record is from RefSeq and is a predicted model, not a curated record.